UAUAGCCAGUAAUUUCAGGGUCCUUGAACGCAAACCGGAAGACAGUUUUCAUUUCCCAUUGCUUUAGCCAGUUGGUUUCAUCUUAAUAUCUAGCGGUUUCUUGCCUUUGGAAAAAUGAUGUUGUCUAUAUUCAAUUCCAUUCCUACACACAUGGACUACAAAGGACAGAAACUAGCAGAACAGAUUUUCCAAGGGAUUAUACUCGUUUCUGCAAUUAUUGGAUUUAUUUAUGGCCUGAUCAUUGAACAGUUUGGCUGGACUGUGUACAUAGUACUGGCAGGUUUUGCCCUUUCUUCUUUGCUCACUCUGCCACCUUGGCCCAUGUACCGGAGAAAUCCUUUGACUUGGCAGCCUGUAUUGCCAGAAUCACCGGGAGAUGGGCGAGAGAAGACUCAGGAAAACACCAAGAAGCCGCGGAAGCACAAGUAGUGCAUUACUCCGUUCAGUUUAAUGGUGUUUAUCCCAAGGAAACCGGCUUUAUUACCCUGCAAGUCCAACACACAGGGAAAUAACGGCUACACCUGGAUAAUCAUUCACCGUUUUCUUUCACCAAAAUGUUUUUUUUAAUCCAUGUGUCUAAUAAAUUCCACCAACGAAAACCA
This is a messenger RNA of Conger conger (European conger), 602 nucleotides long. RefSeq names its product signal peptidase complex subunit 1 (gene spcs1). The record is from RefSeq and is a predicted model, not a curated record. Gene Ontology annotation, biological process: protein targeting to ER. Gene Ontology annotation, cellular component: signal peptidase complex; endoplasmic reticulum membrane. The transcript has 4 exons. NCBI's taxonomy places the organism in Eukaryota, Metazoa, Chordata, Actinopteri, Anguilliformes, Congridae. The coding region runs from base 115 to 429 and encodes 104 amino acids.